Staurois parvus is the source of this 914-nucleotide messenger RNA. The record is from the annotation of a GenBank genome assembly. NCBI's taxonomy places the organism in Eukaryota, Metazoa, Chordata, Amphibia, Anura, Ranidae.
AUGAGGCCCGUGGAGCCCACCCCGGCUCAGUGCUGUGGCAGUGGCUGUUCCCCUUGUGUCUAUGAUAUCUACCAAGCUCAGCUGGAAUUGUGGGAGAAAGCCAAAGACAGGGGAGACCCCCAACUCCUCAGGAGAGCCAAAGACAGGGGAGACCCCCAACUCCUCAGUGUGCUGCUGAGCGCAGAGGAUUUCAGAGACUUCAGAAUUUUCUCGAUGGAACAAGAAACAGAGGACACCAACCGGUACCGAUUUCAGCUGCCUACUGGAGGCAGUUUGGGAUUGAAUUUGGGACAACACCUUGUACUAAGAGGGAGAGUGAAUGGUUUGGAUAUACAAAGAGCGUAUACACCUGUCAGCUCCAUAGAUGCAAAAGGCUACUUUGAUGUUUUAAUCAAGGUCUAUGAACAUGGUCUGAUGUCAGAGUACAUAAAAUGCUGGAGAGAAGGAGACUCUGUAUCAUGGAGGGGACCAUUUGGAGGCUUUCCAUACAAACCCAACAAGUUUGGCGAGCUGCUUAUGCUGUGCUCAGGAACCGGGCUGGCCCCAAUGAUACCAAUCCUGACUGCUGUGACCGACAAUGAAGACGAUGAGACCUUCAUCACUUUAGUUACUUGUUUCAGAACUUUUAAAAACAUCUACAUGAAGAAUUUUCUGCAGGAACAAGCUCGAUUCUGGAAUGUCAGACUGUUUUAUGUCUUUAGUCAGGAACAAUCGUUAGAAAACCUACCCAUGAGCUACAUGAAGAACUCCAAGAUUGGAAGGAUCAACUCCACCUUUUUGGAGAUAGUGUUGGGGACAUGCAGAAGAAAAAAACACCUACACACUCAUCUGUGGCUCAGUCUCAUUUACUGAGGACAUGAUAAGCAUGGUAAAUGAGCUGGGGGUGCAACAAGGACUCUGUCUUUUCUUUUUAA